CUCGCGAGAUCUUCCACUGUGAGGAGACACAGGAGCCCUGGAGGAGCUGAUGGCGACGGCAGUCAUGUUGGGUGUUGACUCCAUCAAGCUAGAAAAUGGACAGAGCACCUCCUCUAAACUGGGUCUCCCCCCUCUCACCCCGGAGCAGCAGGAGGCCUUACAGAAGGCCAAGAAAUAUGCCAUGGAACAGAGCAUCAAGAGCGUCCUAGUGAAACAAACCAUUGCCCACCAGCAUCAGCAGCUCACCAACCUCCAGAUGGCAGCAGUGACAAUGAGCUUUGGAGAUCCUCUCUCACCUUUACAAUCGAUGGCGGCUCAGAGGCAGCGGGCUCUCGCCAUAAUGUGUCGCGUCUACGUUGGAUCCAUCUACUAUGAGCUUGGGGAGGACACCAUUCGGCAAGCAUUUGCACCGUUUGGACCAAUAAAAAGCAUAGACAUGUCCUGGGACUCUGUCACCAUGAAACACAAGGGAUUUGCGUUUGUGGAGUAUGAAGUCCCAGAAGCUGCUCAGCUCGCCCUGGAACAGAUGAACUCGGUCAUGUUGGGUGGAAGGAACAUUAAGGUGGGCAGACCCAGCAACAUUGGCCAGGCACAGCCCAUCAUAGACCAGCUGGCAGAGGAAGCCCGCUCCUUCAACAGAAUCUAUGUGGCCUCCGUGCACCAGGAUCUGUCUGAUGACGAUAUCAAGAGCGUGUUUGAAGCCUUUGGGAAGAUCAAGUCUUGUAUGUUGGCACGAGACCCAACAACAGGCAAACAUAAAGGUUACGGUUUUAUAGAGUAUGAUAAAUCCCAGUCUUCGCAGGAUGCCGUCUCCUCCAUGAACCUGUUUGAUCUGGGCGGUCAGUACCUUCGAGUUGGUAAAGCUGUUACUCCACCGAUGCCUCUCCUCACACCGGCCACCCCCGGUGGUCUCCCUCCUGCUGCUGCUGUCGCCGCUGCUGCUGCAACUGCCAAGAUCACAGCUCAGGAGGCGGUGGCUGGAGCGGCUGUCCUUGGUACACUGACGAGUCCUGGCCUGGUGUCCCCGGCUCUAACACUGGCACAGCCUUUGGGGGCACUACCACAGGCAGUCAUGGCAGCACAAGCCCCCGGGGUUAUUACAGGAGUGACACCAGUGCGGCCCUCUCUACCAGUUACUAUUCCACAGGUGGGACUGGUGAACCCCAUCCUGUCCAGCCCUCCAGCGAUGGCCCAGUUGGAGAUAAAGAAGGAGAAAGAGAAGGAGGAAGAGGAGCCGACUCUGGAGUCCGAGAGGCCGGAGAUGCUGAGCGAGCAAGAGCACAUGAGUAUCUCCGGGAGCAGUGCGCGUCACAUGGUCAUGCAGAAACUCAUGCGCAAGCAGGAAUCCACUGUUAUGGUCCUGCGCAAUAUGGUUGACCCCAGAGACAUUGAUGACGACCUGGAAGGGGAAGUGACAGAGGAAUGCGGGAAGUUUGGAGCAGUGAACCGGGUGAUCAUUUAUCAGGAGAAGCAAGGAGAAGAGGAAGAUGCCGAAAUCAUUGUUAAAAUAUUUGUAGAAUUCUCUAUGGUCAGCGAGACUCACAAAGCUAUCCAGGCGCUGAACGGGCGCUGGUUCGCCGGACGGAAAGUGGUAGCAGAAGUAUACGACCAGGACAGGUUCGACAACAGCGACCUAUCGGCAUGAAACCUCUCAGACUUUUACCCCUCCCCCUAUUGUCCUCGUACUGUUUUAUUUUAUAUGAUUGUGGAUUGUCCUCAUUCUGCGGAGUAAGAACCACAUGGAAUAAAGCCUCUGGUUUUUUUUUUUU
Messenger RNA from Nanorana parkeri, 1769 nucleotides. It is a transcript of the gene PUF60, whose product is annotated as poly(U) binding splicing factor 60. Gene Ontology annotation, cellular component: precatalytic spliceosome; catalytic step 2 spliceosome. Gene Ontology annotation, biological process: regulation of alternative mRNA splicing, via spliceosome; alternative mRNA splicing, via spliceosome; mRNA splice site recognition. The record is from RefSeq and is a predicted model, not a curated record. Gene Ontology annotation, molecular function: RNA binding. The transcript is spliced from 11 exons. The coding region runs from base 50 to 1645 and encodes 531 amino acids. Lineage: Eukaryota; Metazoa; Chordata; Amphibia; Anura; Dicroglossidae.